This is a messenger RNA of Castor canadensis (American beaver), 2793 nucleotides long. The record is from RefSeq and is a predicted model, not a curated record. Lineage: Eukaryota; Metazoa; Chordata; Mammalia; Rodentia; Castoridae.
ACUGGCGGCCGGCACUGAAUCUUGCUGCCCUGGACUGUGCUGACGAAAGCAACAGCGCUGUCUGCAGAGACUUCAACAUCCCUGGCUUCCCAACUGUGAGGGUAACUCUGGACCUGUCCCAGCACCAUGGCCUGGCAGUGCGCAGAGUCUUCAACACAGAGAACGACGUGGUGAGCAAGUUUGGUGUCACGGACUUCCCAUCUUGUUACCUGCUAUUUCGGAAUGGCUCUGUCUCCCGAGUCCCUGUGCUGGUGGAAUCCAGGUCUUUCUAUACUGCCUACCUGCAGAGACUCUCUGGACUCACCAGGGAGGUGCCCCCAACCACAGCUGUGCCAGUCACUGCAGACAAGAUAGCGCCCACAGUGUGGAAAGUUGCAGAUCCGUCCAAGAUCUACAUGGCUGACCUGGAAUCUGCGCUGCACUACAUCCUACGGGUAGAAGUGGGCAAGUUCUCAGUCCUGGAGGGACAGCGCCUCAUGGCCCUGAAAAAGUUUGUGGCAGUGUUGGCCAAGUACUUCCCUGGUCAGCCGUUGGUCCAGAACUUCCUACACUCCAUAAAUGACUGGCUUAAGAGGCAGCAGAGAAAGAAAAUCCCCUACAGUUUCUUUAAAACUGUCCUGGACAGCAGGAAAGAGGACUCUGUUCUUGCUGAGAAGGUGAACUGGGUUGGCUGUCAAGGCAGUGAACCACAUUUCCGGGGCUUUCCCUGCUCUCUGUGGGUCCUCUUCCACCUCCUGACUGUGCAAGCAAGUCAGCAGAAUGCAAACCGUCCACAAGAACCAGCCAAUGGCCAGGAGGUCCUCCAAGCCAUUCGGAACUAUGUCCGCUUCUUCUUUGGCUGCCGAGACUGCGCGGGCCACUUUGAGCAGAUGGCUGCUGCCUCUAUGCACCGGGUGGCAAGUCCAAACGAUGCAGUUCUCUGGCUCUGGACUGGCCACAACAGGGUCAAUGCUCGCCUUGCAGGUGCUCCCAGUGAGGACCCCCAGUUUCCCAAAGUGCAGUGGCCACCCCGUGAACUCUGUACUGCUUGCCACAAUGAACUCAGAGGGGUGCCUGUAUGGGACCUGGGCGCCACUCUCAACUUCCUCAAGGUCCACUUCUCCCCAAGCAACAUCGUUCUGAAAUCCCCUGCAGCUGGACCAGCCCCCCGGAGGGGUACUCUGAGUUUAGCAGUCACCCCAAAGCUGGUGAUGGGCGCACUGGAACUGGUGACAAGAAAUUCAACAUCGGGCUCUGAGCAGGCUGAUGCUGCACAGUCCCCUGGAACCACCAUCCUAAAUAUUCCAGCUGAGAGACUAGAGGCAAGUAGCCCCCAGUUGCUGCCCCUAGGCCCCGGAGUGAAUGGUGCUCAGGGGCCUCCUGAGCAUGUGGAAGAACUUCAGACGGAUGUGCUGGAGCAGCCCCAAGGGGAGCGACACUUGAACAAACGAGACACAGGUGCUGUUUUGCUGGCAGAGGCUGGGGCUGAAGUGAGCCACCUCCGAGGUCCUUCAGAGCUGAGGCAGGGGGGCCGCAGUUUCAAGCAGCUGGCCAGCAUAGCUGAGGGGGAGCCAGAGGCCCGAGCCAUGAGGGGCCAAGGCCAGUGGCUACAGGUGCUGGGUGGGGGCUUCUCCCACCUGGACAUCAGCCUUUGUGUGGGGCUCUACUCCCUGUCCUUCAUGGGCUUACUGGUCAUGUAUACCUACUUCCGAGCCAGGGUGAGGGCCCUGAAGGGCCUCGCUGGUUACCCUGCAGCCUGAACUGUCCAGCUUGGGAGAGGGUGGGAAAAGGAAGUGCCAUCCCCAGGGCAGUUCUGGCCCCUGCCCACCUCUCCUGCCCUCUAUCCCUUGCCCCUUGUCCAGCUUGGGAAGGUGGGAAGUCAGGAAGGCCAGUUUCUUCAGUGAACCCUUGGAUCUGCUGGCAAGGAGAAUUCCAUCGACAAAAGACUGGAAUAGGGUCCCAGGCUCAUCUGACCAGCAGGGGGAGGUCAGCCUCAGGCAGGAGGCUGAGGGAGUUGGCCCUGGCCUCUUACCACCAAAUGCCUGUUUUUCAGCUUGUUUGAUUUCCUGCCCCAUUCUCACUGAAGUCUCUCAUCUCUCCUGGUUAGUCUGGGGACUAAAUUGGGGCAAGGAAGCCCAGAGUUUCCAUUCAGAGGUUUCUCAUUCAGAGGAGGGGUGCCUGAGCUGGGGGCUGGAGUGGACCUCCUCACUGCAUUCUGGGGCUCCUUCCACUCCUGUCCCUUUUGAACAUGAAGAGGCCUUGGAAAGCAAAGGCCACCUUGGGCCCACCCAGCCUCCUCCUCAGACCUGGGUGGGAUAUGGCUUCAGGAGUGGGUCUGGAAUCUUCCAGAAAUUCCCAUCUCCCAGGUGAGGUUUAAACCAGGGUUUCUGCUACAAGAAUAUAGUUUGGGGCUGGCUGGUAUGGACCUGCCCAGCUGGAUGGGUGACAGUUGCUGGGCUGUGGGACAUAGCUUGCUUGGCAGACCCUGAUGAGGGUGGUAGGAGUGUGGGAAGGCUGUGGGCUAAGCUCUGAGAGGUAUAGUGAGAAGGGUGUGCUUUGGCUUCUCCCCAUUGGGCUCCACCCCUCCCUGAGCUCAGUCUUCUGUCUUUUGUUUUGGUCUCCAAAAUCAAUGCUAACUGCUAGAUGUGGAGGGUACUAGAGGAGGACAAUGCGAGGCGUGGCCUCUCUCUUGAGGUUCUACUUCCCAGCUGGUAGAGAUUGCCAAGGUCUUGAGGGAGGACAAUGCUGUACACAUGCUUGGUUUUCCCACCCUACCCCACUGCUUGGGAGGGCUGUGGAAUAAAUUAUUUUUGU